Molecule: messenger RNA, 7199 nt
Organism: Bombus terrestris (buff-tailed bumblebee)
Lineage: Eukaryota; Metazoa; Arthropoda; Insecta; Hymenoptera; Apidae
Product: probable G-protein coupled receptor 158
Exons: 13
Coding region: 554-3955 (1133 amino acids)
Biological process (GO): G protein-coupled receptor signaling pathway
Cellular component (GO): membrane
Molecular function (GO): G protein-coupled receptor activity
Source: RefSeq, a predicted model, not a curated record
AACCCUCAGUCUGGCGCCGCGUGCGAGCGCGAGUGGAUCUUGGCGCUCCCUCGCUCGAAAACGCUGUCAUCCUCUCGGUUCGACGUUGCUCGAAGCGAUGACUCACGACAUAACCGAUAUUUACUGUUCAAAUUCCGAUGACCCAACCUGAAACAGCCCCUCAAACGUUACCAAACUCUCUCAAACUCGAUUUCGAUUAUUGCCUAUAAUUUCUCUUGGAAAAGAAGAUGAACAUUUUCAGCGAGAAACCGUGGUCCCUGUUCCAAGAAACUCGAAAGUCUCUUAGAACAGUGCGGAAAUCGUGGCUGCACAGUGCAAAUCGUCGAUCGUCGGAUGAUCGAUCGUGACUCGGUGAAUCUAUCGCGAGAAACAUGCGACAGACAAACGUGGCAGUUAAUUUCGGAUCGGUAGAAGCCUAGUGGAACGUAGUGGUGCGAACACGUGACGGAAAUGACGGUAGCCGCGUUGCAAUCCCGGCUCCUGUCCGGAUGACGUGACUGGGCCGGGAUCUGUACAGCUCGUUGCCCUUGAUGGCCGUGAAUUCUCAUCUAAGAUGAGUAUCCUAUGCCACUGGUACGCGCUCGUCCUGCUCACGUGCACGCUUUGGACUGGGCUGGCCGGCUACGCUGACCAAGAGGCUCAGAUCGAGAGGCCCAAGGAACUGCUGCGGCACCAGCAGAACCAUCGGCCUUCCUUCAUCGAACGAAAGCUGGUCGACAAACUGGAGAUGCACGAAAGCGUGACGGAGCCUUCAAUGGAGCUAGAAGAUGAGGAGGACACGCUACUGGACGAGGAUGACAAUCAGCAGGAGCCUGAGGAUCGGUUGGUCUCCUUUAGAUCUAAAUUGGAAACUAACAUAGAAAGACCAGCCACCCAAAUCAGACACGGUAGAUCCAGAAGUCAUUUCGUGAGACAGGUGAAGCUAGAUGAUACCGAGUCCUCGUACGUGUUUAGUGGAUCCAGUAGAAGAGCUGAGCAGAUGGACAAUGAAUCUCAAAGUGAGGAUAUUUCGAUUUCAGACCGGUCUAGGAGCAAGAGUGAAAGCUCUAACACGAUCUCAGGCCAAGAUCUGAGAUCGUCGGGCACGAUCGACGAACGAUCUACAGCAGAAUUGGACAAGCUGCUCACCAGACUAUCGGAAGCUGGGUCUGACAAGAGAAAAGAAGGGAAAGUGCGCCAUAGAAACGAUUCUUUAUACAAGUGGAAGAAAACGUUGAGCAGAAACAAGUUUAAAAUCUUUAAAAUCUCUAACAGAACUGCCGGCAAUGGGACCGAAAGCUAUGGAAACAUCGUGCAUGGAAUAUCGUUUGGUGACAGGAAAGACCUGGACGACGAGGACAUCGUUCUAUCAGGCGAUAUUUACGACUAUGGCAUGAUCGGAGACAGGAACAAUUCGGAAAAUGAAGAUUACGAGGAGUAUGAGAAGAGCGGAGACCAAGGAAAGUCGAGCAAGGAACCUGUCCACGUGGACAUCGUCACGAGGUUCCUUCGUAUCAUCGAGAAUCAGCAUAUUCUCGGUGAGAACUGCACCGCUGGGACAGAUUUAAACCUGGGCGAGGGAAUCGUGGACCAAUAUGCUCAGGAAAGGUUCAAAUUAGAAGCUAAUCUCGCGGUGAACAGGGCCAAUAUGCUGACCAGACUGUGGAAAUACGCGCCAGACGUAAUGCUCUCCUCGGAGUACCUGUUACACGCCAGCGUCUUGUCGAUGGUCGAGUUUGACGAGGAUAUAUUCGCCGCUGGGAAUUGCUAUGACAAGCUGCAGUAUGGAGACCACUGGCUUUACUGUCCCUUUGCUCAUCGACUUCAGGACCAAGAUGGAAUUCUGGUGAAGGACCUGGCGAUCGAGUACAAGUAUCUGAGCAACAGCAGCGAGUGGUUUUACAUCGCCAGGAAGAACGCCGAGCGCGUGAUCGCGAAUAACGAUCAAUUCAGUCGCGGUUUCCACACGUAUACACUGAACGAAACGACGCAUACGGAACGCGAGGAAGACGAAAUCCUGACGGUGAAAUACGAGGAUGGUAGAUGGUCGAAACCCUACUACGAUUGCGGCGGUGGAAAUAUUUGGAUGUUGACCUACACUGUCCCCUUUUUCGGAUACAUCAACGACACCUACUUUUUCAAAGGGACAAGUGGAAUAGACAUUGAUCUACGCAGACUUGACAUAGAUCAGUGCCCUCUGCCACCAGGAUCCACUCAAUUGAACAUUUUUGCAGCCAGUGACAAAUGCAAGAAACGCACCACCGAGUGCAUCGCCAUCCCAGGACUUGGUUUCCGUCGUGGAAGCUACCGAUGCAUCUGCAAACGUGGCUUUUAUUACCCGGACACCAAGUCUAUCAACCGAUACUACAAUGGCACCGUGAUCGAGGAAGAGUACGAGAAAUUGAUGAUGGGUGAAGAGAAUCAGUACGACGUGGAUGGCGUGUUCGAGUGUCUUCCCUGUGCUGAGGGUUGCGAGUCCUGUGAGGACGAUUCACCGUGUGUGGUAUCCUUGAACUGGUUGAUGAGAACUGCUAUCCUCAUCCUGGAAUGCUGCGUCAUCGCCUGCCUGCCCGCUGUCGCCCUUUUCACUUGGAAGUAUGGCAAAGUGAAGGUGGUAAGAGCUGCAAGCCCUGUUCUUCUACGCGUUAUUGUACUAGGUGCAUUUUUCAUAUACUGCACGACGAUAGUAAUGUAUCCACGUCCGAACGUCAUAACCUGUACAGUGCGUGUGUGGUUAAGGGAGAUUGGGUUUUCUCUCACCUAUGGAGCUCUCAUGUUAAAGACUUGGCGAAUAUCGGUGAUAUUCCGAGUGAAAUCGGCAAAAGCGGUGAAGAUAACGGAUGGAAGUCUGCUGAAGCGGCUGGGCGUCAUCGUGAUGACAUUCAGCGUGUUCCUGAGCAUCCGCACGCUGGUUGCACCGCCUGUAGUUAUAGUGGCACGAACAGCGGACGACCUGAAGGCUUAUCUCUGCCGGACUGACUGGUGGGAUCACAGUUUCACCAUACUUGAGGUUAUAUUUCUUAUAUGGGGAAUCAGGCUGUGCAUCGUGGUGAGAAAAACACCAUCAGAGUUCAACGAGAGUCGGUUCAUCUCGAUGGCAAUUUACAACGAAUUUCUACUGUCAGUCUUCCUAAACGUAUCUAUGUUGUUCCUGCAGUCGCCAGCCAAUCCGGAUUUACUCUACGUAAUAUUUUUCUGUCACACCCAGUUAACGGUGACGCUGCUGCUGUGCUUGAUAUUCGGCAGCAAGGUCUACGUGGUGUUCCGUAGCGGAGGCAAGGAAGACUCGAAACACUCCGGGGCCACAGGUAAAUUUCUGGGGAAAAGCAGUCGCCCGACGGGCACUAGCAACCAGACAAACUCCAUAUCCCUUCAGCAUGGAAACUUCACAGACGAAAGCGACGGGGCGACGGAGGAAUUCCGUCGGUUCAUAAUUCAGUUAGAAGUUCUAAAGGAAAAAAACGUCCUACUUGGUAAUCACCACUUGGUGAACAAACUCGCAGCCAUGCAGGAAGCUGCGAAUCGCGUUGAAACACAGGUGUCGACCAUCCAGGUCAUCUCCUGCGGCAUGAGACUGAACGAUCUUAACGGAUCUACGACAAUUGCCGAAACGGAUGUUGGAGGGUCCUUUAAAAGUGACGUCGAUCAGAAAGGUGGAGAGGUUAGGGAGGAAAAGAAGUGUCAGGCCUGCGUGGAGAAAAAUGGGAUUAGAAGCAAGGACCAGGGUUCUUCCAAGGAGGCUGAAAUCCUAGCUUCUCUGGAGACGAAGAAAUCAACGACGACCAACGAUGUGGCGGUCUCCACUUCCGGUAAACCGGCUACAGAGGACAUUGGAACGGAAACGAAGCACGAGGACAAAGAAAGUGAGGUUAGGGAGCGCGACAAGAGUAAGAGCAAAUCCGGCCACGCGAGGACGCACGCUAUAGUCAUCAAUCUGGACGAUAAAAGCAGAUUCUCUGAAGAAGUCACCGUGUAAAAAUGCAACUAAAUUUGGCUCUGUGAAAACUGAAUUAAAGUUUCGAAUCAAAGUCUUCUAGUUAUUCUAGAAUUCACUGUGAAACGUGAAACUAACUAAUCGAGUGACUAGAGACACAUGUUCGAGGAAGUGUAAAGCUAGGGAAUUUGGUGCUGAUUUCUUUUGUUAUGACGUAAUGGUGACAUUUCUUUUAUUAAUGUUCAAUUUCAACUUUCGUGUUUUUUUGUCUGUAAUUAAUUGUAAAUCGAAAGUGAAAUGAACGAUCUGAUUAAGUAACCAGUGUGGUGUCGGCGUGAGAAAAAUUCCCUAGAAUCAGUUCUCAUUUUUUAAUUCGAGCUGGAAUUUUUAAAUAAAUUUUAGUUCUUGAGAUAUAACUCGGUAUUAUUAAAAAUAUUUAGCGAUGUUUCUAGAUUAAUUUAAUAUAUUCUUCUUUUCUGCUCUUCCUCAAUUCGUCUAGAUAACUGUGAUUUUAGUUUUUCCUCUUUUCUUUCUCUUUAACCGUACUUUCGAGAAACUUCGAGGGUAACUUUCUUACAGUGGUUCUGUUUGUAAGAUUCAGCCAAAGACAUGCUAAUCGGCCCUGGAUUCCCCCGUUUGCCUUUAUUAAAUUUGUUUCUAACAGUGCAGUCUGCAAAUGUUUCUUGAAAACUUCUCGUCCCCUUUCCUUUCUUCCUCUUAAUUUUUUAAUUAGACGCACAAGAUAAGGAAAUUUCAACUGCAAACGGACCCUUCUCUUCUAUAGCCCCUUUCUGCAGUAAUUGACAGAACAAUUGUCACUAAACUUCAGCUCAACUCUGUUAAACUUAUUUUCAUCUUACUUAUUCAUUUAUAUUCAUUUAUUUUCGUUGAAUCCUACAAGUUUAUUGAAAUUUUUCUAAUUUCACUAAACCAGCAAAUUUCACUUUCAAUUAGUGGUGGAUCUAUUUUUCAGUUAAGUCAAUUUUCAUGAAAUUUAUCUAAAAUUUCAAAAAUGUUAAAAUUCCCGUUUCGAACAUAAACACUGCCUGCUUUUUCAGAUAAAAUGAACAGUAACUUUCGGUUGGAAUUUUAUCUGUUCAACAUAAGAAAUUAGAUUAAACGUAGUUUCCUUAUUCCGAGUAAAUGAUUUCCACUUGAAAUUUCGCUAAUUUGAUUAAAGAAAAGUUUCUCGCAUAGUUGUUUUCGAGCGCGGCGAUUUUGUACAAUUAAAUAAAGGUUUAACAAACCUUGCUGUGUAAAUAUAAGUUAACGAACAGCUAGGCACGAAACAUUUUUUCAUGAAUGUUUUCAUCGUUUUAGUGGUAUAAGGAAACUUGUGAUAUCACGGUGACGAGUCUUAUAAAUCGAAAAGAAACAGAGAACUAUAUACGAAACUUUAAUUAGUAAAUCGAACUAGUUUAAACAAGUGGAUAAACAACAAAAAAAAAACGAUAAAAUCUCGAUUUUAUCAAGAACCUCGAAGCUCUCAACGAGGGAAGAAAGAAGAAAAUGGUUAAAGGAACGACAAAAUUGUUUUAGGGGAAUUCCCUAGAUACGACUUUACUUUCCCGCCAUUUCCAACGCGAAGCGCGGGAAACGUUCAGUUUUUAAAAGCUUGAAAUCGUAAAUAGCGCUUCUUAGACGUUUACUGUACGAAAGUUCUCGGUUUUGUCGGAGAUUCUCGACGGAGAGACAAUGGAAUGAAGUUUUUACAAAGUUUGGAAAAGAACUGAAAAGAAUAAGUACGAAGAAACUUGCGCGAUUUCUGGAGAAUGUACCUUCUUCUUCAAACAGCCAUUGAUAAUCCAAUAUUGGAUAGAAAAAGUUUCAUUUCUAAGAUUUGGGAUACUCCGAUCGAAGAUUAUUUGAGCUUUUUGAAUGUCUCUCGUUUGAAAUUAUUUUAUUCUUAUUUAUGCAAAUUUUGUUAUCCAUUAUUGUUAUUAUUUAUUACGAAUUUUUUGUUAGAAAUUAUUUAUUACUGUUAUUAUUUAUAUUAUAAAAAAUUGUUUAUUAAAAAUUAUUCUUUCUCUACUUUUAUUUAUUUUUUUCAUUCUAUUAUUUUUAUUUUAUAAUAAUAUAAAAUAUCGGAAUAUAAAAGAUCAGGAAUCGCGAAGAAACUUGACCUUAUCAAAUAAUUUUUUCUUAUUCAUCGGAAGGCAUUUUUCCCAUGAAGAAAAUUUUCAAAAUUUUGGUGAAAUUCAUUCCGAGCGAAUGCACGCGCAUUUCUAUCUAGGAACACGUUCGUCAAGAUUGAUCGGUCGAACCUCGAGAGCCAGCUUUCUGUAAAUAUCGUCGUAGCCGCUUAUCUCAAGUCUUCUGCCAUAAUAUUAAGUCGAUUUGUAAAUAAAAUUACUAAGAAACAAAGGGAAUUAAUUAAGAAAAAUACACGAAACCGUUCCAAGCGUACGAACAAUGCAUUACGAUACCGAUUAAAAGUUUGGAAGCAUGAAGGUCUUUCUACAAUUUUUCAUUUUAUUGUUAUCAUAUAAAUUACACGAAAUAAUGAAACAAACUGCAAAACUAAAGUUUCAAGAAUUAAAAAUUUACUUCGCUAAUUUACAUAAAAUAAAAGCUUUUAUUUAUAAAAUAAACGUUUAGUAAUAUCAUUAACAUAACCUCUUUCAUUUUUGGUAUACCAAUAUUAGCGAAAACCAAGGUAAAAAUUCCCCACAGUUGCCUGAGACAGACAAAGUAACCUAUUCACAUAAAGAAUCGUACAGCUUCCAAACUUAGCGUCGGCUCAAUACUCUAAAUCAAGGUCGAAGCUCUUGGAGCUAAACAAAACCGAAGAACGAUCCGUCGUUCUAUCUCUCGUUCUCUUUUUCUCAUAUCAGCCUGAACAAUUUGUAAAUACGUUUGUAAAUAUACGCGCCAAAACGAGUUUGCCAUUAGAUUAAAAGGACGAUCAGUUCCAUCGUUAGGAGGUCGCACGUUUUAACUGAUCGCCAACGUCGUUAGCUAGUGAUCACGUGAUGAUGGACAUUUUUCAUCGCACGACGUUCCCUAUGGGCGGGCUGAACCUCGAAUCAGAGAUGGUGAGACAGGAGCAGAUUUAUUGAUCCGAGUUCAACAGUUCAUGAAAAUCGUUUGUUUUCCGACUUCCAUCCUUUUGAAGAAAACCAAAGCUUCAGAAUUUGUCACCAAACUGAGGAACUUUUUUCUUGUAUCUUCUUUCGCUGCGUUUCGUUAUCAGUGAAAAUUGAAUUUGGCGCCAUAUAGUUACACUUGGCACAUGAGAGUUUUAAAGGCUUGAUUUUUGUAUAUAAUAAAUAUAAGUAUGUAUAUU